UAUUUUUUAGGGGGAAAGCGCUUGCUUGAUUAUUUAAGAUCAAGCGUCUGUUGUACAAGAUGGCAGUCCUUAGCAGAAUGUCAAUGAUUUCUCAUGUUUUUCUAAGGAAAUCACCCAGGUUCUCACAACUUACUAUACAGAGGCAGUCUGUAAGAAACUUUAGAACCAAAAAAAAGUCAGAAACUAAAAUAGAAACGGAAUCUCCAAAAAAGGAUCAAUAUUAUGAAGAGUUUGCAACAAACCAGAAAGGAGAUUCAAGAAUUCUACAGAAAUAUAUUGUUUAUGCAGUUUUGGCAGUUCCAGCAUUCUUCACAGGUUGUGCGAUAUGGCAAUAUGAAAAUGUGAGAGAAAUUUUAAAAAAGCCUGCCAGUCAUAUACACCCAAUGAAGUCAGAGAUUGGGAAACAGAUAGGAUUCCGUGAUAAUUUAAAUGCAAUAUGGAACAGUUUAUCACCAGGGAGAAAAUUAGUAUGGGAGAUGAUAGCAGCUAAUUUUGCUGUAUUUAUGCUGUUUAAAGUCAAGCCUUUGUUUCCUAUCAUGUCAAGAUACUUCAUAUGCUUGCCAACUAAAGCACAUUCAGUACUUGGAUCAACGUUAUCAGCAUUUAGUCACAUAUCAGGGACGCAUUUAUUUGUCAACAUGUACGUUCUCUACUCAUUUAGUGGAACAGUGUGUAAUUUCUUAGGAAAAGAACAAAUGCUGGCCGUGUACCUUGCGGGAGGAACUAUAUCUGGACUUACGAGCAGUAUUUAUCGUGUAAUGAGUGGUAGAAUGAUACCAUCAGUGGGUGCCGGAGCACUUUUAGCUCUUAUAGCGAUCAUUUGCGUAGAAUUUCCAAACGGUAGACUCAGUAUUGCAUUUGUUGACCAGAUCUUUCCUCAUAGUUUCUCAGCAAAAUCAGCACUCAUAGGUAUCAUAUUAUUAGACGUUGUUGGUUUAGCGAUGGGAUGGAGAUUUCUCGAUCAUGCGGGACAUUUAGGCGGCACCUUGUUCGGGUUGUUUUACAUUAAAUAUGGCAGACCUUAUUUUGAUGCCUACAAGCGGGCUCUGAUAAAGAAGUAUCAUACUUAUAGAAAUAAAGAAAAAUAGUAAAAAUAUGUUAACAAAGGAAGACCAGCAACAAAUGUGAUUUACCAAACAAUAGCAACAACAAAAUAUUGAUAUUUGAAGAUGGACAUGAAGAAGAUUUGCUGUGCAUUAUACAGGGUUCGAGUGUCUCGCAAAAUUAAAAACGCAGGUGUAAAUU
Ruditapes philippinarum (Manila clam) is the source of this 1245-nucleotide messenger RNA. Its product is annotated as presenilin-associated rhomboid-like protein, mitochondrial. Gene Ontology annotation, cellular component: membrane. Gene Ontology annotation, molecular function: serine-type endopeptidase activity. The record is from RefSeq and is a predicted model, not a curated record. Lineage: Eukaryota; Metazoa; Mollusca; Bivalvia; Venerida; Veneridae.